Messenger RNA from Owenia fusiformis, 2252 nucleotides. The record is from the annotation of a GenBank genome assembly. NCBI's taxonomy places the organism in Eukaryota, Metazoa, Annelida, Polychaeta, Sabellida, Oweniidae.
CACAAGCGUCUCUCUUAAACAUGGGGUGUGCCAUGAAAAAUAAGCAAAAUUUGCAAAAUGUUCCUGAACUGAUACGGCCUGAUGAUUGCCAAGCUAAUAGCCCUGAUGCAAACACCAGUGAGUAUAGGGUAUGGGAAGGUCUCCAGGAAAUUGUAUGAAGGUCCCUAAUCUAGAAAAUUGCUCAACUAAAGCUGGCAUAAUUGAUACCGCAAUAUCAGCAAGGCAAGGCAUCCUGUAGUUACAGUAUAUGUACAACUGUUAGUGGUGGGUCUAUUUGUAAAUAUUGGUAUUCUGUCACUGUGACAAUGAUCACGCUGUCUUUUCAAUUACACACUCCAGAUUGUAAGCUUAUGUAGACUGAAUAAUAUGCUAGAACACAUGUGGACAGCAUGUACUGUAAUAAUCAAAAUAUGUAAUCCAGAGCGAAUGUUGAUUCAUUAGGCACAAAUUGGAUACUCAGGGAGAUUAUAUGAUGCAUGGAAAAGAUAGCUGAAAAGUCAAAGGUUUCUUCUGAAGACAUAAAAGACAAUGACUGAAACAAGCACCUCCAGCAUGGAAGACACAACAAAUAUGACUGAUUCUGUCCUACAAUCAAAAGUUCUAACAAAAGAGAUUGCAAUAUUUUUAUUUAUACUGAAGUGUAUCAUUGCAGUGUGUACAAUAUGGAGCAACUGUUUAGUAUUCUACACUUACUUUAAAAAACGACAUCUACGUACUUUAACAGAUUUGGCAAUAGUAAGCCUUGCAAUUGUUGACUUAAUCACUGGAUGUGGGAUGCCUUUAGAUUCUGUUAGUUCUUAUUUACCGACUUUGCUAUCGACAUCUGAUGAGCUAGAUAAUCAGUUCUGUUUCAUAAAAUACCUUAUUCUCCAAUUUUCAUGCCAGCUUUCAAUAAUGCAUCUGACUCUACUGAUGUUAGAGCGAUAUAUAAAACUCGCCUUUACGGAUUUAUAUAAUGCCUAUGUGACAAGGCAAACAAUGCUAGGAGCUAUAACAACACUUUGGUUGUGUCAGAUAUUAGUAACAGUACUUCCCAUGACUUUAGGGGCAUACAUUUGGCAGCCAGGCAUCCCUUGUCACAUGGCUCACGUCUUUAAGAAAGAAAUAUAUCGAUUUACGAUGUCCCAAAUCGGUAUAUGUCUUAUCAUUGAUAUCAUUGUGUUCAUAGCAACAUGUCUUUACAUUCUCAGAUUAAAUCGGAUUGUUGAACCUAGUGGAACUUCAAAUGCCUCAAGAGAGAAGUAUCUGACAAAGACGGUCUUCAGCAUGACGGUCUUGUUCUGGUUCAGUUGGCUUCAGGUGUUUUUCAUUGUUAUAUUCGUUAAAAUAGACCCAGAGGGUGGAUCGUUAGCAUCGUUUGUGGUUGUAAACAUUUCAGUUCUUGUUGCGCAACUAAAUUCUUUGGUGAACCCAUGGGUUUAUAUGUUGCGGAAUAAAGAAGGGAGAAAUAACAUAUACAGAUUGCUUGGAUGUCAGGUUGAAACAAAUGUUGUAAGGAUUCAAAGCAAUGACAUUCCUACUGUUGGUCCAAGUGUUGACCCUAAUCCAACUGGUGGCUCUAAUCCAAUAGAUGGCUCAAUAGAAGAAGCAAUGGACAAAAUAGAUCCAAGUGUUGACCCUAAUCCAACUGGUGGCUUUAAUCAAAUAGAUGGCUCAAUAGAAGAAGCAAUGGACAAAAUAGAUCCAAGUGUUGACCCUAAUCCAACUGGUGGCUCUAAUCCAAUAGAUGGCUCAAUAGAAGAGGCAAUGGACAAAAUAGAUCCAAGUGUUGACCCUUAUCCAACUGGUGGCUUUAAUCAAAUGGAUGGCUCAAUAGAAGAAUCAAUGGAUAUAAUAGAACUUAGAGACAUUGAAGUAGAAAAUGGUGAAAGUCCAAAGAAUGAGGAUGAAGGCUUUUUUUAAUGACAAGACAUCUUGGAAAACUAAUGUAACUCAAAAUUAUUUAUACGAAGUCUUAAAGAGUAUAGUCUCCCCAGUGUUUUUGUAGGAGCAUGCACUUACAGCACUUACAUGUAAAGACAUGUCUAGCUUCUCUUAGAGAUAAUUACAUAUGUUUUAAUUGAUGGAAAUUUCUAAGUUAGACAUGUCUCCCUUGGAUAAUAUGACUUAACUGACUUCAGCUUUUUUCAAAACUGGCACAAUAUGUCUAAAAACCUGUCAUUAAAGCCAAGCAUGACUGUCAAAUACAGCUCAGACUGAUUGGUCAGGUGGGUGGAGGACAUGUUCAGUAAUUAAAUGUUGAACUUGUAUAU